GUGUGUGUGUGUGUGUUUCUGCUAUCUGGUUGCGCACGUGUGCAUGCAUGCAAUGCAUGCAAUGCAUGCAUGCGCGCAUGUAUUGCAUUUUACGAUCCCGUAGUGACGUCGUGGGCGUAUGUGUGACACAUGUGCGGUGUCGCGGCGGUGUUCUGCGUUCUUCCGCGGAUCCUGACGAUCCUCCUCUCGGAAUCUCGCCCUCCUUGAUAGCGCCGCCACGCUCUGGAACGUCGUCGGACAUUUCUUCCGUCUCCUCUUUUUCUCCUUUUUCCUUCUUUUUCCUCGCUGACGGAUCCGGUGCUAAUGAGCGUGCGUUAGUGCGCGGCAGGCCCGCGCCACAAACGAUAACGACGCGUCGAAUCGCACCAAGCUCGGAACGCCGGACGUAACAAUCUUAUCUUUUGAUCAUGGAAGACCCCACGGAGGCACAGAAGUGGCAGCAACACCUGUCCCUGCUGCGGGAGCAAUAUGUCAAUUUGUACAACGCGAACGCGGAACUACAGCGGGAGUACGCCGUCGCCACGGCCGAGAAGCAGGAGGGCGGAUUUGUCGGCCGGCUUUUGACGACGGUGGCAUCCUUGUACUGUCAGCACCGUUACAGUGACAUAAGUAUAAAACUGAUUGACCAAGAGAUACCGGCACAUAAAUUCAUACUGUCUGCUAGGACUGAUUUCUUCAGCGACGCCGCUCUCGUCGAAAAGACUGUUUUAGAUUGGAGCAACUUGAAUAGUGCUGUUGCAUUGGUGCUACUGAAAUGGAUUUACACAAGCAAAAUAUCCCAGGAACACCUAACAUUGGAUUUGAUGAAAGCAGCAGCUGGUUUCCAACUGUCCGAACUGGUAGAUCAGUGUGAGAAGUAUCUAAUUGGGACUGUAGGCCUGAAAAAUUGCGUGGGAUUGUACUCGGCAGCCGAGGAACUAGGCACUCUAAAAUUGAAGGAGCAUUGCAGCUCCUUAAUCUCUGCACAUUGGGAAGAUCUGACGGGCGAGGAUUUCAAGGAAAUUCCAGGUUCUCUGCUGUACAAGUUACUGCAGACUAAAAGUAAAUAUCCCUUGCAUGCAGCGGUACGUUUAAUGCGUGAGGACGUUGUAUUUCUAUAUCUGGUGGAACACAACGCCGAGCUUCCGAAGGCGGUCAAUGCUGUGGAUCACAAGGGAGAAACGGCUUUGGAAGUCGCCCUGAAAACUCGCCAGCCAUCCCUGGCACGCACUCUGGUCGAGCAUGGAGCAGAUCUGAGUGCGAAGGAUACGAGAGGUCUUUCUCUCCUUCACUCGGCUAUCUUGAAAGGAGAUUCCUACUCGUCCGAGUUUAUAAUCGAGCAGCUGGAGAACAACGGCAGCGUACAAAAGUUAUGCGAGGCUGUAAAAAUUAAUGAGGGCGCGAAAAAUGUAGCGGAUCUUAAACAACUGGAAGGCUGCACCGCCUUACAUCUAGUGGCGAAGCACAAUACGGAAAAUAUGCUGGCAGUUGGCUCGAGACUACUCCAGGCGGGAAUUGAUCCGAACUUACAAGAUCACAGGGGAUGGACUGCGCUUCACAGUUGUAUCUUUGAGAAAAACGAGAUGUUGUUCGAUCUGUUACUCGCAGCAAAGAAUAUAGAUGUAGAUCAAAUUACAAACAAGGAUGACACAGCGUUGUGUUUCGCGAUGAAGAUGGAACCCUUCAACGAGAACUUUGCAUCGAAAUUACUAAUCAAGGGUGCCAUACCGAAUCCAACGUACGACGUCACCGGAGAUACGUUGCUCCAUAUCUUGACGCAAGAACGCAGAGAGGAAGCGGCGUUAUUCUUAGUGGAAUAUUGUAAUAAUAAUUUAACGAAAACCAACAACGAAGGUUUCACGAUACUGCACGAAGCAUGCAGGGUUGGCUUAAAGGAUCUGACUCGUGCUCUGUUAAGAAACGGGCUGCCGACCGAUGUCGUUACUCUUUCUACUGGCGACGCGCCCAUUCAUUUCGCAAUUUCGAAUCUGUAUACCGACAUAGUCAUCGAACUAUUGGACGCUACGAACUUGGAUUCGCAGCUGACUAUUAAAAACAACGCAAACGAGACACCUCUGAGUUUGGCUAUAAAAGCACCGUUCAAGAAGGGCAAAGAUAUUGUGUUGGCUCUGAUAAAAGCUGGAGCUGAUGUAAAUGAACGCAACGAAGAAGGCCUGACAUUGUUGCAUCAAGCGAUAUUGAAAGAGGAUUCAGCUACAGCGAUAUUUUUAUUAGAAAAUGGUGCUGACAUGAAUACAAAAACAGCCAAUGGAGAAACGCCGUUACAACUGUGCGUACAUUGUAGACUGGGUGAAGUAGUGGAAGCUCUUUGUAGGCGAGGUGUAGACACCUCAAUAGGAUGCCCAUUGUGGGACGCUUUGGAUUCAGAUCAAGAAGACACCGCAUCGAUCUUGGUUAAACAUGGAGCGGACACUGAUUGCUGGGGUCCAGGUCCCGAUGGAUGUCAGCAAACGUUAUUACACAGAGCGAUCGAUGAUAAUAAAGAGGAUAUCGCGCAAUUUCUGAUUAGAAGUGGAUGUGAUUUGAAUGCUCCGAGACGACUUGGUCCAGAUGGUGCUGGUGGAGACGAGGCAAGAGACGAGUGCACACCUUUACAUUUGUGUUGUCAAUGGGGAUUGGAACAAGUUGUUCAAACGCUCAUCGAGCAUGGAGCCGAUGUGAAUGCCCGUGACACAGAGGGAAAAACACCUGUGCACGUAGCGAUACAGAAUCAGCACUCGCAGAUUAUUUCUCUUUUGCUAUGCCAUCCAAAUAUAGAUCUGAAUAAAAGAGAUAAGAAGGGACUGACACCUUUCGCAACCGCUCUGACAGUCCGCAACAACAAAGCCGCACAAGCAAUAUUAGAGAGAUUACCUAAGGCCGCUGAGCAAUACGACAAUAAAGGCAGAAACUUUUUGCAUACUGCUAUACAGAAGGGUGACAUGGAGAGCAUUUUAUUUUUAUUGUCGAUACAAGUAGACGUAAACUCGAGAAUACAUGACGUUACGCAAACGCCUCCCUUACAUCUUGCAGCCGUUUCGGGGAACGAGAUGUUGGUGCGAAGUUUGAUUUUGGCGGGUGCUCGUGUCAACGAUACAGAUGCAAAUAGGAACACCGCGUUGCACGUGGCGGCAAAAGCGGGACAUGCUACUGUCGUCUCCGCAUUAUUGCAAAACAACAUUAACUUUGAUGCGGUAAACGCGGACGGCGAUAACGCGUUGCACGUAGCUGUAAGAGAGGGUCACGUAUCAGUAGUACGGACGUUGUUGACUGAGUGUACGCUAGAUGCGGAAGCGGUAAAUCUCAAGGGUCGCAACCCUCUACAUGAGCUGGCCAGAUGUGCGAGGGAUAACGCUGCGACGAUAUGCGACCUGUUUUUAGAAUGCAUGUCACAAUAUCCAGUUAAUAACGCAGAUUUAGAUGGAAAUACGCCGUUGUUAAUUGCGUACAUGAAGGGCAAUGGCAAUCUUUGUAGAACAUUAGUGAAAGCUGGAGCGUGUCUAGGUUCGAUGAAUAAAGAUGGAAUUACGAUCUUCAAUUAUCAAGUAGCGACGAAACAGCUAUUAUAUAGACUGUUAGAUUCCCUGACACAAGAAGCACCGUGGUCAGACAAAGAUUGCUGCUUAGAGUGCGGAACAAAAUUCUCUCUCACAAUGCGCAAGCAUCACUGCCGACAUUGUGGACGAAUUUUGUGCAGCAAGUGUUCUGGUCAAGAUGUACCAAUCUUGAAAUUCGGCUUGAACAAGCCAGUACGCGUGUGCAACGUGUGCUUCGAUGUAUUGUUGGGUACAGGUUCUCUUCAACCGUCAUAGUUAAAAUAAGAAUUUAUAUGUGAUUACUGAUAGGAGAAGAGAGCAAAUGUUUUUUUAUAUGAAGAAAAUGCAGAUACAAAUCGAAAGUAUGUGUAAUUGUACGUCAUUGAUAUUUUAUGUAUCCUAUUGUAUACAUAUUGUUCAAAUUUGUUAAAACUAUCUCAUAGAGUUGAAAUACAGAUGAAGAGACUGUGGAUCAAUAUAAUUCCCCUCUGUA
Messenger RNA from Solenopsis invicta (red fire ant), 4008 nucleotides. RefSeq names its product rabankyrin-5. Gene Ontology annotation, molecular function: protein binding; metal ion binding. The record is from RefSeq and is a predicted model, not a curated record. The transcript has 13 exons. Lineage: Eukaryota; Metazoa; Arthropoda; Insecta; Hymenoptera; Formicidae. Gene Ontology annotation, cellular component: cytoplasm. Bases 408 to 3791 code for a protein of 1127 amino acids.